UAAAAAAGUAUUACUCUCCUUAUUCACCAAAACACAGCCGCUUUCUGAAACUAGUUGUCGAUAGCUCUGAUCUCAACUCGCCGGAAAAAUCAAAACCUUGCCGGAAAACUAGUCGGAGUUCGUCGUCGUAGAAAGUAACGGUUUGCUUCGCCAUGCUGGCAUUUUCGAGAGGCGUGGUUUCUCGCCUUCGACAUAUAGCUGUGGUGCCGCCUUCACCGCGAUUUUUUUGUACCGAUAUGGAGAGUAAGAUUAUACGGACGAUUGAAGCAAAACCUAGUGUAAUGACACCAAAUUCACGGCGAACUGGUGUUAUAGCUGUAAAAUGUGGAAUGACUGCACUUUGGGAUAAAUGGGGUGCUAGAGUUCCGAUUUCUAUCCUUUGGGUUGAUGACAACAUUGUUUCUCAGGUCAAAAUACCCGAGAAGGAAGGCUUUUGUGCUCUCCAGAUUGGUUGUGGACACAAGAAGGAGAAACACUUGACAAAGCCUGAAGUAGGUCAUUUUAGGGCUCAAGGAGUUCCCAUCAAAAGGAAGCUUCAUGAGUUUCCAGUGACAGAGGAUGCACUUCUUCCUGUUGGUACAUCGCUCAAUGUUCGCCAUUUUGUGCCCGGCCAGUAUGUCGACAUCACAGGAAUCACUAGAGGAAAAGGUUUUCAGGGUGUAAUGAAGAAGCAUAAGAUGGGAGGAGGUCCAGCAUCCCAUGGGAACUCAAAAGCACAUAGAACCUUGGGUUCUACAGGAAUUCUUGGUCUUGGAAGGGUUUUUAAAGGUAAAAGGAUGCCGGGGAGAAUGGGUGCGGACCAAAGAACAGUAAAAAAUGUAUGGGUCUACAAAGUCGAUCCAGCUAGAAAUUUGAUGUGGGUGAAAGGCCAGGUCCCAGGAGCUACAGGGAACUUUGUUUUUAUAAAAGAUGCAGUCUAUAAAAAACCUGACACAUCUAUACUUCCUUUCCCAACUUACUUUGUGCCAGAAGAUGAAGAUACAGAUAAUAUGAAACCUUUGGUUGCUGAUCAUGGGGAUGUUGAUCCAUUUAUGGUUACCGAUUAAAGAGAUAGUUCAGAAAAUGUGUUUUUUUAGUGCUACUAGGGUUUUCUUCAUGUAAUCAAUGAUGUUCUUUUAUUUGAAAAUAUAGAUGGCAAAAGUGAGUAUUUUUAGGUACCACCAUCCAAGGAUGAUUUUUCGGUCCUUCAUUGUUAAGUUCUAGGAUUACUUGUGACAUUCAACAAUUCUGAAUUAGGAUUUGGUGAACAUGUUUGUUUUGAAAUCCUACAAAUAAGUGUUGUUGAAACAUAGUGAAUGACUGUUACUUUAAUCUAAUUGAUUUUCCUUUUUUGGAGCCAAUUUA
Molecule: messenger RNA, 1344 nt
Organism: Trifolium pratense (red clover)
Lineage: Eukaryota; Viridiplantae; Streptophyta; Magnoliopsida; Fabales; Fabaceae
Product: 50S ribosomal protein L3-2, mitochondrial-like
Exons: 6
Coding region: 153-1046 (297 amino acids)
Biological process (GO): translation
Cellular component (GO): mitochondrial large ribosomal subunit; ribosome
Molecular function (GO): structural constituent of ribosome
Source: RefSeq, a predicted model, not a curated record